Pocillopora verrucosa is the source of this 4481-nucleotide messenger RNA. Its product is annotated as DNA mismatch repair protein Mlh3. Gene Ontology annotation, cellular component: mismatch repair complex. Lineage: Eukaryota; Metazoa; Cnidaria; Anthozoa; Scleractinia; Pocilloporidae. Gene Ontology annotation, biological process: mismatch repair. The record is from RefSeq and is a predicted model, not a curated record. Gene Ontology annotation, molecular function: ATP binding; mismatched DNA binding; ATP hydrolysis activity.
UCGGCAGAGAUCUUGCGUGCAAUAUUUACAUCAUGACACCUGAAAGGUAUAGUGAUUAUGUCUGGCCAAGUCACUUAGUUCGCAAAAAUAUGUAAUCUCCUUCUACUGCCAGGUAUGAUCCGCCCUCUGCAAGAAGAGGUGCGAUCUCGUCUAAGAUCAGGGGUCGCCAUCACCAACUUCACGCAAUGCGUCGAAGAACUUGUUUUGAACAGCUUAGAUGCUGAAGCUACCUGCAUCACAGUUCGGAUAGACAUUCCGAAUUUUAAGAUCCAAGUGUGCGAUAAUGGUAUUGGUAUAACCCACGGAGAUCUGAGAUUUGUUGGAGAGCGAUACUCGAGUAGUAAAUGCCAUGUGCUUGAAGAUUUGGAACAGCUGAGUUUUCAUGGUUUCAGAGGAGAAGCUCUUGCAAGUAUACGAGAGAUUUGCGAUGUGCUAGAAAUAUCCACCCGUCAUCGGUCUUCUCAUCAAACUUACUGCAAAUUGUUUCGAACUUCUCAAGUCCUUGAGCUCAAAGAGUCCCGAUUUCCGAGAACUAUCCGUGGAACAAGUGUAACAGUUCAUGGGCUUUUCUCAAACCUUCCUGUGAGACGUAAAGCUAUCAUGGAAACACUUGACUUUGACCGUGUUCGGCAUAGAAUUGCAUCCAUUGCUCUUAUAAACCCAAAGACUGCAUUCACAUUGAUAAACGAUUCAUCGGGUGUGAAAUGCCUUCGAACGCAUGACUGCAAGUCUGUUGUCUCAGCAUUCUCUCAGCUGUUUGGCAACCAAAGAUCAAAACAUUUGCAACAAGUACAAUUUGAACAGGACAACUUCAAAGUUUCUGGUUUUAUUUCAACCGACACACACCAUAGUAAGUGUCUGCAAUUUUUGUAUAUAAAUAGGCGUUUAAUACUGAAGACAAGACUUCACAAGCUUGUGAAUAGCAUUCUCGCAAAAUCAGAGCAUUUGAAGAGAUUGCCUUUGCCUGAGGAGAAAGAUACUGUCAGAUCAGAGAACCACCAGAGUAAAACAACGAGCCCUCAGAAUACAAAGAUUUUUGAGAAACAUGGUAUAUUUGUUCUAAAUAUUGACUGUCUUGUCACUGAAUAUGAUGUUUGCCUUGAGCCAGCAAAGACAUUGAUUGAAUUUCAGAAUUGGGACAAAGUCCUCAGUUGUGUGGAAAAAUGUAUUGAAGAAUUUCUGGUUGAACAAAACUUGCUCUCCAACCUGGAAGAUUCAGCAACCUCAGAUGUAUCAGAGUCAAAUGAGGAUGGACCUGUUAUGAAAACUUCAUGUUAUGCUAAUCUUGAGGCUUUUGAGUACAAAAGGGAGAUUGAAACCAGCAAUGUUAACAAGAGCUUGCACUCUUCAACUGUUUUGAGGCCAAGGGGAGUUAAAAAAGUUGAAUCACUUCUUGACACUUCUUGUUCAGAGAAUGAAUUUCCUGUCUUUUCUAGCUCUGAUAAAGAAAUUAAAUCCACUGAUGAUAGGAACAAUGGAGAUGAAAGUGAAGAUCAAAUAACUUCAUCAGGAAAUGUUGUUGCUUCAGGUUCAAAUCCUGUUUCAGGACUGGUAAAUACUAACACUUUGGUUACAGCUGCAGACAAUAGUAGCUCUCUCCUCACUAAGGAAAAAUCUUUCUGCGUUUCUUUGACUGGCAGUUCUUUUACAGACAGUGAAUCAGUUCAUGCCCAGAUAAUAAAAAAUGCGGUAAAUGGUGCAGUUGCCAGUCACAAAUUAAUUUUGCCUGCCGACAUAUGUUAUGAAUUAAAUGAUGUGAGAAAUAUUUCCACCAGCAAAGAUGGUUAUAACAGUUUUAGCAACUCAUUUAAAUUGUCAAUCAGGAACACUGCUGGUAGUUUGGAUGCCUGUGAUACAUCAAAUAGCUCCAUGAGGAACACAGUGACUGGCUCAUUGUUAUCUCUUGGAACACUUGGAAAUAAUGAAGGUGUAAAGAGAGAAGUUUAUCUAUCUGAUUCUAAUAGUCCAAAACACAGAGGAAUGUUUGUGCAUUCAACACGCCAAAACAAUCAUCAAUCCUCUGUUGCUUCUACAAAAGGUGAAAGGAAAACUGGUGUAUUGUCAACUUUUACUUCUCCAAGUCCUAUUUUUCUGAAUAGGCAGUGUACCAGGAAGAGAUUGCAAGAAACCAAGGAAGCAUCAGUGGAUGAGUUAGCAUCACCAUCAAAGAAUAGGAAGGUAAUCACCCUGAAAGGAAACUGUAACAGCAGAUUUGUUCUAGACAGGAGAAAAUCAAUGAAUGUCAAGAGAAGUGACUGUGAUGCAGGUGGUGCUCCUGUUAAUGACAAUUGCAAUACUAAGUCAUCAGCAUAUUCUAGCAAUUAUUUUGUCAAAGAAACAAUUGCAAAUGACAGUUUGGAUCAUAAUGCUAUGUGCGGCAUUGAAGUACACAGUGCGGGAAACAAGGCUGGUGUGGCUGUGGUUGCUGAAGAGACCUGUGGCUCAGGUGAUUCUUCAUAUCUCAGAAAAUAUUAUUCAGAUAAAACCACAGAUCAGAUUUGUGUAUCAAAAUUUCCUACUAGGAAAGAUACCUCUGCAGUACUUGGUUGUUUUGAAAAUGAAUUGUAUUCUGAGCAAGUUGAUAAAGGCAGAUACAUAGAAAAAUCUCCCAAAGACACCAACAGCCAUCAAAGAGGGAAUCCUGGAAAGACUGAAUUGCUUCCAAUGAAAGGCAAAUCUAGUCACCAGUCAUUGACAUCAGAAUCUAACAUGAAUCCUGAUACAAUUGAAAUCCACACAGGAAUGUUAGGUUCUUCAAACAAGGAUUGGUUUUGUACAUUUGAUGCAUCUUUGGGAAGAAAAUUGUUCAUCAACAGUCGAACUGGACACUCUUCCUUUGAAGCACCAAAUGAAUUCAGUAUUAAAGAUGAUGACUGUUCAGUGUUAAGUGAAACUGAAUUUUGUGGGAAAGAAGAGGACCGUAGACAGCAUGUGCCACACCCGUGUGCCUCUCACUUGUCCUUUUUGUGUACCCCUUGGCUUCCACGGGAGGAUAGGAAACAGGAACCUGCCACAGGAAUGGGUGAUUCUCACUUGGCCUUUUUAUACAAGAAACACUUGGAAGAACAAGAAGCAGAAGAGAAGCUCUGUAAGUGGACUGAUGCAGGUGCCCUGCAAGCUUAUGAACAAGACCUACUUAACAAUGGAGGAAAAACUGUGACACAGCUGCUUGACAAUUGGAAAAAUCCUGUAUUUGCUGCUCCAGAAAAGGAUAUACUUAUGGUCAACAAACCAGGCUUGGAUAAAUCGCAGAUCUCAGUGCAUAAUGUGGCUCAUCCGUACCGUUUCACAAAAGAGAUGUUGACCAGCAUGAGGGUGUUGCGACAACUGGAUGAGAAAUUUAUCGUGGGAGUUGUAUCACAUGAAGAGGGAGCUGAUGGCUUACUCGUCCUGGUAGAUCAACACGCUGCGCAUGAGCGAGUUCGAUUAGAACGUCUUCAAUCAGAACUCUUUGGAGAUGGCAGUGACACAAAAACUGGAGGAAAACCCAGGAUCAAGUCCUCAACAGUCUCACCUCCUCUGAAACUAUUUUUUUCUCAAGAGGAAAUUUGGCUCUUGAAAGCUUCUCAAGCUGAAAUAGAACGUAUUGGGAUACGUUUUCUGAUAAGCCAAUCAUCAGAAUCCUCUGAGGACGUAUCAGUCCUUGUGGAUAGCGUACCGUCUGUUUUUGUCGAACGAGAGUUUUCUGAAGUCAAGCGUGGAAGACCUUCAGUUGCUGUCGAUAAUGUGAAGGGGCUGAUCAGAGAACAUCUUGAACAAUUUUCAAGGACACGCGGAGUACCUCCUGUUAUUCCCAAGGCUAUUUCUGAUGUGAUCAGCUCCCAGGCUUGCCAUGGUGCUGUUAAGUUUGGGGAGCCUCUUGGCACAGCUGAGUGUCAGGAACUAAUCCAUAGUCUGUCUAAGUGUCAGUUACCUUUUCAAUGUGCACAUGGCAGGCCAUCUGUUAUACCACUGGUUGACUUCAAGUUUGUAGAAAAGAAAAUGAACCCCAAGGCAAGUAAAAGAACACCACCAACAAUUUUAUCUUAUAACUUUGUUUUUAGAUGGGAGUUGUGCAGACAAAUGUCAUUGUCAAGCGGAACGUGUCGUACUUAGUUGAUUCACAAUUUUUUUACAACUCCUAAGCCAAAUUAUCUAUGGCUGAGACCAAGAGACAAAGGGAAUCGAGAAUCAACUUCAGUGAAGUUUGCAACCAGAAUUGAUAUUGGUAUUAGGACCGAGUGGAGUCCAAUUAUGUCUAUAAUCAUAAGAGUGAUAAACAAAAUUGAACGACCGCGAAGCGGGAGUCUGAUUUGUUAAUCACGAGUUUGAUUACAUACAGAAUUGGACGACACAAAGUCCUGUUACCAAUCAAUCAUAACUGUUACAAUAUCCGAAAACAGCAAAUGCAUUUAGGACAAAUAGGUCCAGUAGAGGCAAUGCCUAAGUGAAAAAUUCCUCAACUUUGGAAAAUCUACAAUUUUUUCAGGAUAAGUGGUUGU